Caenorhabditis remanei is the source of this 1821-nucleotide messenger RNA. RefSeq lists its product as uncharacterized. The record is from RefSeq and is a predicted model, not a curated record. Gene Ontology annotation, molecular function: ATP binding; protein kinase activity. The transcript is spliced from 6 exons. Lineage: Eukaryota; Metazoa; Nematoda; Chromadorea; Rhabditida; Rhabditidae. The coding region runs from base 1 to 1821 and encodes 606 amino acids. Gene Ontology annotation, biological process: protein phosphorylation.
AUGAAAGUUCGUCCACCUGGAUCCAGAUUCAUGCCAGUUGAGUAUAUCAAUCGUGAUGUGGAGGCAGCAUUAACACAACGUACCGCUGGAUGUAAUCUUCGCGACGGAGGAAAGAACAAUAUGUUCCAAGUACUCCCACAACCGAUCGGCGACAACGUGUCAGAGAAUCAGUACGACUACAUAACGGAAUAUCAAGUAGAAUCGGAUUUGAGUGAUGAAGUUUUUGAGGUUAGUUAUUCUAAUCGUCAUCGAAGACGGUUACUAGGACACUGCUAUUCACUCAAGUACCCAAUAGAUUAUUCUGAGCCAUCGAGAAGAGCAAUGCGUCGGGAACUGGAGAUCCUUCGAAUUCUUCCGAUUCAUCCGAAUUUCGUUCGUUUCGAUGGAGUUGUAAUUGGUCGAUGGGAAAAUAUUCCCUAUCAGAUUACUGGAAUUUUGAUGGAAGAAUGUCAAGGAGGAUCAUUGUAUGAUUACAUAAACUCGGCUGGAUACGUACUCCGUCGUCAAGGGAUGCGAACUCCGAUUGAUCAUCACCUUCCUAUCACUGAGGGUUCCCCGAACAUGUCUUCUGGGUAUGAUAGUUUCACUAGCAAAGGGAGACAAAGACCAGAUCAAAAUAAUCAAAAGGAAGGAAGCUCGUAUCAGCAAGUGUCUUCCCCACUCUGCAGCUUCACCGAGCAAAUCUCGAGAGCCCUCGAACAUCUUCAUUUCGCCAAAAUUGUUCAUACGCGAGUCGCAUCAACUAGUGUAUAUCUCACGAGUGAUUACACUGAUCCUCUUGAAAUGCCUUCUGACCAAAUGGUAAAACUUGGAGACUUCUCGUAUGCUUCUGGUUCGAAUGACGCCAUCGUUGCUGAUCCAAAUCUUCAACCGCCGGCGAUUUUCAUUCUUAUUGUCGUGUUGAAAAGAAGAAAUCGUUCACAACGAGGCAGGAAAGCAAUUAUAAUUAUAUGGAAACGAUUCAAACUUGAAGUAUCUUUUUGGAUGAAUUCAAGAGCUUUCGUAUUUGAUGGAACGAGGGAGCAUGUGAUCGAUAUUCCAUAUGGGCAGAGAAAUCGAGUUAACUGGGAGGAUGAAAAUCAUUGUGAGAAUUUCUUGUUCGAAGACAUUAGCAUUCGUAAUAUUAUAUGGAUGUUCGAACAGAUGUCUUAUGUCUUAAACACAGAUAUUCAUCGCAUUGCCGUGAAUGCUAACCAUUGUUCUGGAAAUGUAUCCAGAAUAUUGUGCUGGUUGAAUCACCGUCAAAGAUCAAUUGAUGAUCUACAAAUCUAUUUUAAUAAGCUAGAAGAUUUUGCUGAUAUUAUUUCCCUUUGUCAAACUUUGAAUAUUAAAAGAACCCUCGAUAUAGCAAAUUUAUCCAAAUCUCAGAUAGGGAAUAAGCUAAAUCCAAAAUUUGAAAUGGAUAACUUAUGGCUGAGAGCCGACAAUUUAGAGCAGUGGAUUACGUUGGAUAAUAUAAUGGACUUCGAUUGCAUUCAUAUCGAUUUGACAUCAUUCACAUUCACGUCAUCUGAUAUGAAUAGAUAUUUGAAAGCAUGGGUAAAUGGAUGUAAUUUUCGAAUGGAGUAUCUAUAUUUGGGCCUGAGACCUUUAGAUCACAAAAUGCUCACUGAUGGAAUCGAGGUGGAGGAAGUAAAUGCUUCCAUUGUGAGAAGUUAUAAUAGCAAAAUCCUGGGACCUACCGAGUUUGAGGGUGGAACCGACAUACUUAGUAAAGAUGGAAGACGAGCAACAUUCCGACAAAUAAUAGAUAAUGAUUAUCUCUAUCCAGAACAAAGAUUCCCGUUCGAAAUGGUGGUGUGGCCGAAGGAUGGUCAAUAA